AUGCCAACGACAACGGGAGGGCAAGGCGGAGCAGCGCUAAAGGAGGAUGACAAGAUGCCACUAUUCCUGAUCAAGUUAUGGAAUAUCGUGGAGGAUCAGUCCUAUCAAAACAUCAUUCGAUGGGAUGACAGCGGCUACAGCUUCCAUAUAAUCGAUCCGUAUGCGUUCUGCAAGAACGUGUUACCGCAUUACUUCAAGCACAACAACCUGAACAGCCUAAUUCGCCAGCUGAACAUGUAUGGCUUCCGUAAGAUGACACCGCUGGAUCGGGGUGGAUUGACGCGCUCUGAAUCGGACCAAGACCAUCUGGAAUUCAGCCAUCCAUAUUUCGUGCGUGACCGUCCCGACCUGCUUGGCAAUAUCAAGAGGAAGUCAUCUGCACGAGCCCCUGUUCAAGUGAACGAGCAAGGUGACAAGAUGGGUCAAAGCAUUAAUAUUGUCAUGGAUGAGCUGCGGAAUCUUCGCGAUAAGCAGAAAGGGAUGAGCAACCGGAUGGAGGAUUUGAUCAAGGAAAAUGAAAGCUUGUGGGAAGAACUCUCUAUACAGCGCGCUCAACACCAAAAGCAGCAGCAAGUGGUUAACAAGCUUGUUCAAUUCCUCGUUGCACUUGUCCAGCCCACCACGAAAAAUUCAUCCAGACUUGGUUCCAAGCGCAACUUACUUGCGAUCGAUGAGCCAUUGAGCAAGCGCUUGCGUGGAAACCCUUCCACCUCGGGCAUCCAAUCGUCAAGCGGCCUUAGCGACAUCCUGGAUCGCUUACAACGGGAACUGAUGGACGGAUCGUUUUCCAACAAGUUUUCGUUCCCUACGAAUGGAAAGGAAGGACCGAUUAUAGCCGAUGUGACCGAGGAGUUGGCUCAAUCAACGAACGUUGAUCAGCCACCAUUCGCCAAUGUCCAAACUCGUGCUCCACAUCCACAGCAGGGUGUCUAUCAGCAACAGCCCUCUCGAAACCCGCAGUAUCACCCACCCAUGACGUCGACGCAGCCUUCAACCUCGCGUCUCUCCGCACCAUAUGUGGAGCAUGCUUAUACACCUCAGCAAGGGCCCAUCAACCAUCCCGCUGCUCCGCCGCCAAAUCCAAACAUGGUUCAACCGUCGCAGCCAAUCGAAAAUACUUUCUCCAACGAGCUCUCGGAAUAUUUGAGCGGCGUAGAUAUGGGCAUUGAUAAUUGCCGUGAUCUCAUUGGAGGCAACUGGGAUUACACGUUUGAUGAGGAUGCGUGGAAUCAACUAGACCCAGAUCGCCAGAUCUUUUCGCCUACAAAAUCUCAGACGCGACAACUUGCCCUGGAAGACGGCCCGGCCACAUCUCCGGAGAAUCAAAACAGUAACCGUACUUUGUUGGCCAGUCCUGGUCCUGGCCAUAUGGAUCUUUUCCCUCAUACCCCCGAGUUGCUAACGCCCAUCCAAUCACCACGU
Mesorhabditis spiculigera is the source of this 1422-nucleotide messenger RNA. Lineage: Eukaryota; Metazoa; Nematoda; Chromadorea; Rhabditida; Rhabditidae. The record is from the annotation of a GenBank genome assembly.